CGGAAGCGGCGGCGGCGACGGCGGCGGCGACAGCGGCGGCAGUGGGGCAAGUUGGCAGCACUCGGAUGCAGGCGGCGCGGCACGUCGUGUGCGCCCUGUCCGGCGGGGUGGACAGCGCGGUGGCCGCGCUGCUGUUGAGGCGGAGAGGUUACCAGGUGACAGGGGUGUUUAUGAAGAACUGGGACUCGCUGGAUGAGCGGGGGGUGUGCGCCGCCGACAAAGACUGCGAGGACGCGUACAGGGUGUGCCAGAUCCUAGACCUCCCCUUCCGGCAAGUGUCCUACGUGAAGGAGUACUGGCAUGAUGUGUUCAGCGAUUUCUUAAAUGAAUACGAGAAAGGAAGAACUCCCAAUCCUGACAUCAUCUGCAACAAGCACAUCAAGUUCAGUUGCUUUUUUAAUUAUGCCGUGGAUAAUCUUGGAGCAGAUGCCGUUGCCACGGGUCACUAUGCGAGGACGUCCCAGGAAGAUGAGGAGGUCUUCCGGCAGAAACACAUCCGGAGGCCAGAGGGGCUCUUCAGGAACCGAUUUGAAGUUAGAAGUGCGGUAAAGCUUCUCCAAGCAGCUGACAGCUUUAAAGACCAGACCUUCUUUCUCAGCCAGGUUUCCCAGGACGCCCUGCGGAGAACCCUCUUCCCCCUGGGGGGGUUAACGAAAGCGUUUGUAAAGAAAAUAGCUGCUGAGAAUAGACUCCAUCAUGUGCUUCAGAAAAAGGAGAGCAUGGGCAUCUGUUUCGUUGGUAAAAGGAACUUUGAGGAUUUCAUUCUUCAGUAUUUACAGCCUCGACCCGGUAAAUUUAUUUCUAUAGAAGACAAUAAGGUUCUGGGAACGCACAAAGGCACAUGGCUCCAGCGGGAGGCCUCGUGGCUUCAGGCAGGACACCUGGCCCACAUUCGAAGGGAGUGUCCCUGUUCCUUGGGGAUCGGGGGCCCCGCAGCUGGAACGGGCCUCGGCGCCCCGGCCCAGGAGUGCUGUUUGAAGCGGGACUCGCUCCCUCCCGGAGCACCUGUCUCCGUAGGCUGGUUCCUGUACACUCUGGGCCAGAGAGCCAAGAUAGGGGGCUUGCGGGAGCCCUGGUACGUGGUGGAGAAGGACAGCGCCAGUGGCGACGUGCUCGUGGCCCCGCGGACAGACCACCCGGCCCUGUACAGGGACCUGCUGCGGACGGGCCGCGUGCACUGGAUUGCGGAGGAGCCGCCGGCAGCCCUGGUCCGGGACAAGAUGAUGGCCUGCCACUUCCGCUUCCGCCACCAGAUGGCGCUAGUGCCCUGCGUGCUGACUCUUAAUCAGGACGGCACCGUGUGGGUGACGGCUGUGGAGGCUGUGCGGGCUCUCACCCUGGGACAGUUCGCCGUGUUCUACAAAGGGGACGAGUGUCUAGGCAGCGGGAAGAUCCUCCGCCUGGGGCCGUCCGCCUACACGCUCCAGAAGGGCAGGAGCAAGUCCGGAGCGACCACAGAGGGCUCCAGCGCCGGCCAGGGCGGUAGCCCGGGCCCGGGUCCCACGCUCUGACGAGGCUGAGCCGCCGCUGUGGAGUCACAGGGGAGGACGUGGAGGAGCGCGGCCGCCAGGGGCUCUGCCGCCGCCUGAACCGAGGGGGUGUGGCCCGGCCUGCUGCCCCCCGCCCUGGCCAGGCUGGCCCAGCUUCUGGAAAGCCUCCGGAGCCGUGGAGAACCCGUCUUCCCCGCCUGCUGGCUGGUGGGUCUGCCCCCCUGCCCCGGGGUUGGAGCUCCGCUUUCACAGCCCCAGGCAGGUUGCCCCAGGAACGCACCCGCGGGCCUGUGGGGGGUUGUACGGGCUGCAGGGACGGCAUAUCCAAUAAAAACGCCGUCGGGAUGUGGA
Molecule: messenger RNA, 1841 nt
Organism: Phacochoerus africanus (Common warthog)
Lineage: Eukaryota; Metazoa; Chordata; Mammalia; Artiodactyla; Suidae
Gene: TRMU
Product: tRNA mitochondrial 2-thiouridylase
Exons: 11
Coding region: 66-1511 (481 amino acids)
Biological process (GO): tRNA wobble position uridine thiolation
Cellular component (GO): mitochondrion
Molecular function (GO): sulfurtransferase activity
Source: RefSeq, a predicted model, not a curated record